Messenger RNA from Acanthoscelides obtectus, 2044 nucleotides. The record is from the annotation of a GenBank genome assembly. NCBI's taxonomy places the organism in Eukaryota, Metazoa, Arthropoda, Insecta, Coleoptera, Chrysomelidae.
GUUAGUGGACAUUGUUUUAACGUACCGAGAAACUUCACCUAUUUGUUCAAAUUUCUGCACUAACUGAUGAAAGGUCGACUCGUUAUUUAAGUAAAACGUUUUAACAAAACAAUUUAAAUCAGUUAUAUAUUGGCCACCCCGUAUAACACCCACUUCAACUGACAUUGUCACCGAUACAUUUUAUACGCUAAAACUGCAUCUGUCCGAUCAAAAGUUCCGAACGAAUAUUUGAGAAAAUGCAUUCGUGUAGCCUGAAGCAAGAUCGCCCACUCUACAAACAGUUCAGCAAGAUGCCAAUGAGAUGGUUCAACUUCAUCAGUAUCUCUAAAGAUCACCCGGAAUCAAGGAACUUCUUCAGAAGCGACUUUGCCAUUCGCCAAGAGAAAGAGAGACACAUGCACUCCAAAAGCUAUUUCAUAGUACAUCCUUUCAGUAAGUUCAGAGCAUGGUACGAAAUACAUCUCCUUGUGCUUUACACCACGCUGAUUAUAUGCAAGCCGAUUCUAGUGAGUUUCUCGACGAGUCGGUCCAAGCCGUACUUCAGCAAUCUUCCCGAUCUUUUUAAAAGCUCGAUUUUCUGCAUGGAUCUUCUAUCUAUAGUCGAUAUAGUUAUGAACUUCAUCACCGGAUAUCCCAUCAGACUCGAGAGAAGAAUCGAACUGGAUCGUUCAAAAAUCGCUAAGAACUACCUGUUCAGUCCCUACUUCGUAUGCGACGUACUUUCAUCGUACCCAAUGACGCUUCCUUACCUGGCGAACCCAGACUUUUGCUCGGGCCGUUGUCACACGUACAAGGCCAUAAUCGCUCUCUUUAUGUUGUUCAAAAUCGCUCGAUUAGUCACGGUGGUGAAUCUCAUGGAUAAAGUUAACGAUCACCUUAACUUGCACCUGAAAGGGCCAAUGUUCUUGAUAGCUUGCAUCACGGUGUCGCUGAUCAUCACUCAUUGGAUGGCUUGCAUGCACUGGGGCGUGUCAAGGAUAUUCAGACAUUACAUCCGUCGGGAAGACAUAAAUAGUAGCAAAAGUUGGAUAUACAUUACCGGUGCCUAUAGAAUGCCUUUCAGCAAUCAGUACACAAGGGCCUUUCUGAGGAGCAGCGCAUGCGUUUUGGGUGUUUAUGUUCCAGUACACAAAUAUGGAGAAGAGGAAUAUGUUAUGUUUAUCUUCACCUACAUCGUUGGAAAAAUGUUAAUAUUUUCAGUAUGGGCUGUUUUGGCGAUAUACAUUUUGGGAACAAGAUCAAUGAAUAUCAGAUUCCUAGAACUGAUAAAUCAAAUACAAGCAUACACGAAACUGAGCAACUUCCCUACUGAUCUCGAAGACAAGUUACUGAAGUUCUGCUCCGAAAAAUUCAAUAAGAAGUAUUUUCGGGAAGAAAGUAUUCUAGGAUUUCUAUCAGAAAAAUUGAAGAACGAUGUAAACAGACACUUCUCCAAGAAACUCAUCGGCUCUACGCUCCUUUUCAAAGAUUUGACAGCGAAUGAGGUGGACCAAAUUGUGGCUAGACUGACUCCUCAAAUUUUUCUACCCAAGGAUGUUAUUAUCAGGGCCGGUGACGUUCCCAACGCCCUGUAUAUAAUAAGCAGUGGAACAGUAGCGGUGUUUACAAGAAGCGGAAAAGAGAGUGGCCAAGAACUGAAAUUGGUAUCAUCAUCAACAGGUAUUUCAUCUACAAGACGGCGACGUAUUCGGCGAGGUUUCGCUGGUGCUGAAAACACAAACGAUGACAACAACGAUAGCCUUAGAAACCACGCAGGUCUACAGGCUAAACAAAAAAGACUAUAUGACUUACAUGGCUAAGAACAAACUAGUUACGUCAAAGUUGAAGCACUGGGCCACUACAAGAGCUAAGAACAUUGAUAAACUGGAGGAACAAUACAAGAAGGAGAUGUUCGAAGAAAUGUACCGCAGACCCAGCAAGAUAUCCAUGCUGGUCUCAUCUCCUCCAGCAGCCAAGAAGUGAAUUCGAAAUAUUAUUGUUUUUUUUUUAUUGUAUUAGAAUGAAAAUUGUAUUUCUGGGUAAUAAAGGAAUCUACAAAGAAAAA